AUGUUGGACUCAGAAGACUGCACUUUGUCCCUGGAUAACCUGUUCUUUGAGAGGCCAGUUGUCCACAAAGUGUGAGUAGUCAGAAACAACCUGCAUCCCACAGUCAUGCCCCACUAGAUUUGUAUUUAGCUAGGAACUUUGUUCUUGCUGUGUUAAGCUUUGCUUAACCCUUUUCCUGCCCUGGUCCCAUCUCCAGAAAGCCACUUUGUCAAGAGCAGAGUUUUUGGCAGUUGGAACCCCCUCCGUCCCUCUCCCAGAUCCCAGCCACUCAGGACAUCCAGAAAGAGGCAGAGGGUCUUUCAUCAUUCAGUAAGUGACAUUUGAAGUGAUUAAAUCAUUUUAGUAAAUUCAGUCAAUACUGUAAGGGCCAGUUUCCCGGACCCAGACGAAGCCGAGUCCUGGACUAAAAUGCACUUUCAAUGAAAAUUAUUUUUUGAAAAUGAUUUUUAGUUCAAGACUAGGCUUAAUCUGGGUCUUAUUUCAAGUCAUGUCCCUUCCUGUCAAUCAUUACAUUAUCAUGUCGUCUAUCAAAUCCCUUUCUGACCAUCUCCAAUGCAGGUUUCUCUCAGAAGUCCAACAAAUUCCUUCCCCAUUUGAAAAGAGCAGUUGACGGUGAUGGUUUCACACCCAAGAAUACCAAAUUACAUCAGAAUACCAGUGAUGGAGGAAAAGAACCUGAAGCACAGGGCGGGUGUGCCCUUUGGGCUCGGGAAGACUUCAUGAAUAAAUCCCAGGAUACCACAAAGGUCAGCAGAGGUCGAACUAAAACCCCACAGGAUUCUGGUCAUGCACUGGAGCAGCAACAUUUCCCACUGUUCAGCCAAAGCCCACCUCUACGGAGAAGGUAAGCCAUUCAAAUGAAACUAAUGAGUGUGUAUACUGUGCAUUCAGAAUACAUAGUAAAUGUCAGUGUCCCCACCAUGUGUCUUCGUCAGAUACUAUUGAUUUUAGAAUGUAAUGUCGUCUGUGAAGUGAUAAAAUAAAUCAGGAUAAAAUAAAUCAGGAUAAAAUAAAUCAGGAUAAAAUAAAUCGAAUAUUUGGCAAAGCCCUUCUGAAAUGGCACCUUCUUUAUCAAAGACAUGGCUGUACUAGUUACAUCAUGAUAUGUGGGAUAUUACUGUAAGCACUUAUGAUCUCUCUACCUAUAAAUGAAAUAAUCUCUUCGUCGUUACAGUUUGUUCAAACCUCCCAGUGGUCAGGUGUUGAAGAAAAGCGCAAACUCAAACAGAGGCCUCAACCAGGCAAGACCCAGAGUGCAGCAAACUUUCAACCAGGUUUCCAUGGCGACAGAGCCUCGGCUGGCAAACCAGUCGGCAGCAGGCCCCAGCCCCCUCACCAGUCUGAGCCCACCUAAAGCCUGGGGACCACCACAGAAGACACAGGACAAGGGCACCAAGAGGGCUCAUGUUCUCCCCAUGACACCCCAAGCCCUUCACAUACAAAGUGGUACCGCACAGACUGAACCCAACACUAUGUCUGUCUGUAUACACUACCGGUCAAAGGUUUUAGAACAUCUACUCAUUCCAGGGUUUUUCUUUAUUUUUUACUAUUUUCUACAUUGUAGAAUAAUAGUGAAGACAUCAAAACUAUGAAAUAACACAUAUGGAAUCAUGUAGUAACCAAAAAAGUGUUAAACAAAUCAAAAUAUAUUUUAUAUUUGAGAUUCUUCAAAUUAGCCACCCUUUGCCUUGAUGACAGCUUUGCACACUAUUGGCAUUCUCUCAACCAGCUUCAUGAGGAAUGCUUUUCCAACAGUUAUUUACAUUUACAUCAUUUAGCAGACGCUCUUAUCCAGAGUGACUUAGAAAUUGGUGCAUUCAAUUUAUGAUAGCCAGUGGGACAACCACUUUUUAUUUAUUUAAAUGUGUUUAUGGGGGGUGGGGGAAGAAGGAUUACUUUUAUACUAUUCCAGGUAUUCCUUAAAGAGGUAGGGUUUCAAGUGUCUCCGGAAGGUGGUCAGUGACUCCGCUGUCCUGGCGUCGUGGGGGAGCUUGUUCCACCAUUGUUGGCUGCUUUUCCUUCACUCUGCUGUCCGAAUCAUCCCAAACCAUCUCAAUUUGGUUGAGGUCGGGGGAUUGUGGAGGCCAGGUCAGCACUCCAUCACUCUCCUUCUUGGUAAAAUAGCCCUUACAUAGCCUGGAGUUCUGUUGGGUCAUUGUCCUGUUGAAAAACAAAUGAUAGUCCCACUAUGCCCAAACCAGAUGGGAUGGCGUAUCACUGCAGAAUGCUGUGGUAGCCAUGAUGGUUAAGUGUGCCUUGAAUUCUAAAUAAAUCACAGACAGUGUCACCAGCAAAGCACCCCCACACCAUAACACCUCCUCCUCCAUGCUUUACGGUGGGAAAUACACAUGCGGAGAUCAUCCGUUCACCCACACCGCGUCUCACAAAGACACAGCGGUUGGAACUAAAAAUCUCCAAUUUGGACAAAUUUCCACCGGUCUAAUGUCCAUUGCUCGUGUUUCUUGGCCCAAGCAAGUCUCUUCUUAUUAUUGGUGUCCUUUAGUAGUGGUUAACUGUGCCACUAGAGGUUCGAAUCCAGGCUCUGUCGCAGCCGGCCGCGACCGGGAGACUCAUGGGCGGCGCACAAUUGGCCCAGCGUCGUCCAGGGUAGGGGAGGGAAUGGCCGGCAGGGAUGUAGCUCAGUUGAUAGAGCAUGGCGUUUGCAACGGCAGGGUUGUGGGUUUGAUUCCCACGGGGGGGCAGUAUAAAAAAUAAAAAAUAAAUGUAUUCACUAACUGUAAGUCGCUCUGGAUAAGAGCGUCUGCUAAAUGACUAAAAUGUAAAUGUUUCUUUGCAGCAAUCGACCAUGAAGACCUGAACAGUUGAUGUUGAGAUGUGGGUUACUUGAACUCUGUGAAGCAUUUAUUUGGGCUGCAAUUUCUGAGGCUGGUAACUCUAAUGAACUUAUCCUCUGCAGCAGAGGUAACUCUGGGUCUUCCAUUCCUGUGGCGGUCCUCAUGAGAGCCAGUUUCAUCAUAGCGCUUGAUGGUUUUUGCGACUGCACUUAAAGAAAUGUUCAAAGUUCUUGAAAUGUUCCGUAUUGACUGACCUUCAUGUCUCAAAGUAAUGAUGGACUGUUGUUUCUCUUUGCUUAUUUGAGCUGUUCUUGCCAUAAUAUGGACUUGGUCUUUUACCAAAUAGGGCUAUCUUCUGUAUACCCCCCUACCUUGUCACAACACAACUGAUUGGCUCAAAGAAGGAAAGAAAUUCCACAAAUUAACUUUUAAGAAGGCACACCUGUUAAUCGAAAUGCAUUCCAGCUGACUACUUCAUGAAGCUGGUUGAGAGAAUGCCAAGGGUGUGCAAAGCUGUCAUCAAAGCAAAGGUUGCCUAUUUGAAGAAUCUCAAAUAUAAAAUAUAUUUUGAUUUGUUUAACACUUUUUUUGGUUACUACAUGAUUCCAUAUGUGUUAUUUCCUAGUUUUGAUGUCUUCACUAUUAUUCUACGAUGUAGAAAAUAGUACAAAAAAGAACAACUCUUGAAUGAGUAGGUGUUCUAAAACUUUUAACCAGUAGUGUGUGCAUAUAUAUAUAUAUAUAUAUAUAAAUAAAUCACAUACAUAUUGCUAUGAUGAGGUGUUGUAGCUGAAGAAUGUACUCGGAUGUAAUGGUCAUGGCAGCAGCUGUCACUGUUCGUUAGGGCUUGAUGAGGUGAAACGAGGUCAGCACUACCCAAUGCCCUCUUGGCUGUAAUGACACAAAAUUACCACUAGGGGGUGGACAAUAUCUGCAAUUUUGACUGGGGUUGGGUUGCUAAUGUCAGUGUGAAUAUAAAAUGAGUUGUCUAUGGAUUUGUUUUCAUAUUAGGUACUUCUGGGCCUGGGAUACUCCGACCAAUCUCUGAAAUCCGUAUCCUUUCGGAUCUGUUUUAUCAUUAGUAAUAACGCUUGGAAUGAAAAGUUAAUGAAUGCUUGAUUGAUGCAUGCUUGAUGAUGACUACAUGAAAUCUAAGAAACAAUUGUGGGUUGUUUGUUGGGUGUCCUUAAUCAAACGAACACAGCUGCUAAAUUUAGAUCCGUCUUCAAAGAGUUCCCUUACUUCAACUACGUUCAAUCAAAAGCCCUAGAUGAUGUAAGUGCUCCAAUGUACAUGUCAUCCAAUUCAGAACCUUAACAGCAAAACAGUAUCCUUGAGACAUUUUUAUGAACAACGUAUGUUUUGCAGGUUCUAUACACGGGUAAGAACUUUGUGGCUUGUGCUCCUACGGGCUCUGGUAAGACUGUGCUUUUUGAGUUGGCCAUCAUCCGCUUACUGAUGGAGACCACAGAUCCCUUGAGAAACAUCAAAGCUGUGUACAGUAAGACCCUCCAAUUACAGUACUUAGGAUCCUUCUCAAAAGCACUAGGUAAAAAGUACUAAGACAUUAAGAGCUGAUUCAUGCUUACAGUAUGGGUUAGCCUGUAUGCAGUCUUGAUAUCUGGUUUGUUGCUUACAUGUUGUAAGUAAUUUAUGACCUGAUUACACCCAUACAUUCUAAGAGUUCAAAAUGUAUAUUGAUAACAUUUAUAAAAUGAAAACUGUAUGACAAGAUGCAUUGAUUGUGAAUGCUUCUGUCGUCUUCAGUGGCCCCCAUCAAAGCUUUAUGCAGUCAGCGCUUUGAGGACUGGAAGAAGAAAUUUGGGCCUCUGGGCCUGAGCUGCAAGGAGCUGACCGGAGACACGGAGAUCGACGACUUCUUUGAGAUUCAGGACGCCCAUAUCAUCAUGACCACACCUGUGAGUGACACUGUAUCCCAGUGUACAGUAUACUGUAUGUCGCAUAGCCUAUCACUGGCAAACAUUUUAUUUGUGUGUAAUAUGUAGUGCAAUGAGGUAGCUGAUCCUGUGACCAUAGCAACCAUCCAUUAAAAAAGAGGCAGACAUGAUUUCCAUGUUGCAAUAGGGGUUUGUUAGUGAUGCGAGGAUGGAGAAAUUCAGUUGUGUCAAGAGAAUUCAUGAGAAAGUUAAUAAAAAACCCACAUUAACUGUCCAACUGUUAAUGUAGCCAUUUCCUGCUGUCAAAUGACCUAGUGGCCUCAUGGAUGGAAUGUUAUUUAAUAUUUUUCAUAAUUAAUCAACUUUAUAUUUUCAAACCAGACGAUUCUUUAAAAAAAAUUUUAAAAAUAUAUUUAACCUUUAUUUAACCAGGUAAGCCAGUUGAGAACAAGUUCUCAUUUACAACUGCGACCUGGCCAAGAUAAAGCAAAGCAGUGCGAUUAAAAACAACAACAACACAGAGUUACAUAUGGAAUAAACAAAACGUACAGUCAAUAACACAAUAGAAAAUCUAUAUACAGUGUGUGUGUAAGUUAUGGAGGUAAGGCAAUAAAUAGGCCAUAGUGCAAAAUAAUUAAAAUGUAGUAUUAACACUGGAAUGAUAGAAGAUGAUGUGCAAACAGAGAUACUGGGGUGCAAAUGAGCAAAAUAAAUAACAUUAUGGGGAUGAGGUAGUUGGGUGGGCUAAUUACAGAUGGGCUGUGUACAGGUGCAGUUAUCGGUAAGCUGCUCUGACAACUGAUGCUUAAAGUUAGUGAGGGAGAUAAGUGUCUCCAGCUUCAGAGAUUUUUGCAGUUUGUUCCAGUCAUUGGCAGCAGAGAACUGGAAGGAAUGGCUGCCAAAGGAGGUGUUGGCUUUGGGGAUGACCAGUGAGAUAUACCUGCUGGAGCGCAGACUACGGGUGGGUGUUGCUAUGGUGACCAAUGAGCUAAGCUACGGCAGGGAUUUGCCUAGCAGUGAUUUAUAGAUGACCUGGAGCAAGUGGGUUUAGCGACGAAUAUGUAGUGAGGGCCAGCCAACGAGAGCGUAUAGGUCACAAUGGUGGGUAGUAUAUGGGGCUUUGGUGACAAAACGGAUGGCACUGUGAUAGACUACAUCCAAUUUGCUGAGUAGAGUGUUGGAGGCUAUUUUGUAAAUGACAUCGCCGAAGUCAAGGAUCGGUAGGAUAGUCCGUUUUACGAGGGCAUGUUUGGCAGCAUGAGUGAAGGAGGCUUUGUUGCGAAAUAGGAAGCCGAUUCUAGAUUUAACUUUGGAUUGGAGAUGCUUAAUGUGAGUCUGGAAGGAGAGUUUACGGUCUAACCAGACACCUAGGUAUUUGUAGUUGUCUACAUAUUCUAAGUCAGACCCGCCGAGAGUAGUGAUUCUAGUCGGGCGGGCGGGUGCAAGCAGUAUUCGAUUGAAGAGCAUGCAUUUAGUUUUACUAGCGUUUAAGAGCAGUUGGAGGCUACGGAAGAAGUGCUGUAUGGCAUUGAAGCUCGAUUGGAGGUUUGUUAACACAGUCUCCAAUGAAGGGCCAGAUGUAUACAAAAUGGUGUCGUCUGCGUAGAGGUGGAUCAGCAGCAAGAGCGACAUCAUUGAUAUACACAGAGAAUAGAGUCGGCCCGAGAAUUGAACCCUGUGGCACCCCCAUAGAGACUGCCAGAGGUCCAGACAACAGGCCCUCCGAUUUGACACAUUGAACUCUAUCUGAGAAGUAGUUGGUGAACCAGACGAGGCAGUCAUUUGAGAAACCAAGGCUAUUUAGUCUGCCAAUAAGAAUGCGGUGAUUGACGGAGUCGAAAGCCUUGGCCAGGUCGAUGAAGACGGCUGCACAGUACUGUCUUUUAUCGAUCGCGGUUAUAAUAUCGUUUAGGACCUUGAAAGUGGCUGAGGUGCACCCAUGACCAGCUCGGAAACCAGAUUGCAUAGCGGAGAAGGUACGGUGGGAUUCGAAAUGGUCGGUGAUCUGUUUGUUAACUUGGCUUUCAAAUACUUUCGAAAGGCAGGGCAGGAUUGAUAUAGGUCUCUAACAGUUUGGAUCUAGAGUGUCACCCCCUUUGAAGGGGGGGAUGACCGCAGCAGCUUUCCAAUCUCUGGGGAUCUCAGACGAUACGAAAGAGAGGUUGAACAGGCUGGUAAUAGGGGUUGCGAUAAUUUCGGUGACUAAUUUUAGAAAGAAAGGGUCCAGAUUGUCUAGCCCAGCUGAUUUUUAGGGGUCCAGAUUUUGCAGCUCUUUCAGAACAUCAACUAUCUGAAUUUGGAUCAAUCAAUCAAUCAAUUUUAUUUUAUAUAGCCCUUCUUACAUCAGCUAAUAUCUCGAAGUGCUGUACAGAAACCCAGCCUAAAACCCCAAACAGCUAGUAAUGCAGGUGUAGAAGCACGGUGGCUAGGAAAAACUCCCUAGAAAGGCAAAACCUAGGAAGAAACCUAGAGAGGAACCAGGCUAUGAGGGGUGGCCAGUCCUCUUCUGGCUGUGCCGGGUGGAGAUUAUAACAGAACCAUGCCAAGAUGUUCAAAAAUGUUCAUAAGUGACAAGCAUGGUCAAAUAAUAAUCAGGAAUAAAUCUCAGUUGGCUUUUCAUAGCCGAUCAUUAAGAGUUGAAAACAGCAGGUCUGGGACAGGUAGGGGUUCCAUAACCGCAGGCAGAACAGUUUAAACUGGAAUAGCAGCAAGGCCAGGCGGACUGGGGACAGCAAGGAGUCACCACGGCCGGUAGUCCCGACGUAUGGUCCUAGGGCUCAGGUCUCUCAGUUGGCUUUUCAUAGCCGAUCAUUAAGAGUUGAAAACAGCAGGUCUGGGACAGGUAGGGGUUUCGUAGCCGCAGGCAGAACAGUUGAAACUGGAAUAGCAGCAAGGCCAGGCGGACUGGGGACAGCAAGGUGUCAUCAUGCCCGGUAGUCCUGACGUAUGGUCCUAGGGCUCAGGUUCUCAGAGAGAAAGAGAGAACGAGAGAAUUAGAGAGAGCAUACUUAAAUUCACACAGGACACUGGAUAAGACAGGAGAAGUACUCCAGGUAUAACCAACUAACCCCAGCCCCCCGACACAUAAACUACUGCAGCAUAAAUACUGGAGGCUGAGACAGGAGCGGUCCGGAGACACUGUGGCCCCAUCCGAAGAAACCCCCGGACAGGGCCAAACAGGAAGGAUAUAACCCCACCCACUCCGCCAAAGCACAGCCCCCGCACCACUAGAGGGAUAUCCCCAACCACCAACUUACAAUCCUGAGACAAGGCCGAGUAUAGCCCACAGAGGUCUCCACCACAGCACAAACCAAGGGGGGGGCGCCAACCCAGACAGGAAGAUCACGUCAGUAACUCAACCCACUCAAGUGACGGAUGAAGGAGAAGUGGGGGGGGCAUGGGCAAAUUGCAGCGGAGGAUGCAGAGCUGGUGGCCCGGGGUAGGGGUAGCCAGGUGGAAAGCAUGGCCAGCCAUAGCAAAAUGCUUGUUGAAAUUUUUGAUUAUCGUAAAUGUAUUGGUAGUGACAGUGUUUCCUAGCCUCAGUGUAGUGGGCAGCUGGGAGGAGGUGCUCUUUUUCUCCAUGGACUUUACAGUGUCCCAAAACCUUUUGGAGUUAGUGCUACAGGAUGCACAUUUCUGUUUGAAAAAGCUAGCCUUUGCUUUCCUAACUGAUUGUGUAUAUUGGUUCCUGACUUCCAAUGUUUCUAUGUCAAACGGUUUUGUUAUAUUUCAGUCUUCUGUGAUGUACAGUACCAGUCAAAAGUUUGGACACACCUACUCAUUCCAAGUUUUUUCUUUAUUUUUUACUAUUUUCUCCAUUGUCGAAUAAUAGUGAAGACAUCACAACUAUAAAAUAACACAUAUGGAAUCAUGUAGUAACCAAAAAAGUGUUUAAAAAAUCAAAAUAUAUUUUAGAUUUUAGAUUCUUCAAAGUAGCCAGCCUUUGUCUUGAUGACAGCUUUGCACACUCUUGGCAUUCUCUCAACCAGCUUCAUGAGGUAUUCACCUGGCAUGCAUUUCAAUUAACAGGUGUGCCUUCUUAAAAGUUAAGUUGUGGAAUUUCUUUCCUUCUUAAUGCGUUUGAGCCAGUCAGUUGUGUUGUGACAUGGUAGGGGGGGUAUAGAGAAGAUAGCCCUAUUUGGUAAAAGACGAAGUCCAUAUUAUGGCAAGAACAGAUCAAAUAAGCAAAGAGAAACGACAGUCCAUCAUAAUACAUGAAGGUCGGUCAAUCUGGAAAAUUUCAAGAACUUUUAAAGUUUCUUCAAGUGCAGUCGCAAAAACAAUCAAGCGCUAUGAUGAAACUGGCUCUUAUGAGGGCCGCCACAGGAAAGGAAGACCCAGAGUUACCUCUGCUGCAGAGGACAAGUUCAUUAGAGUUACCAGCCUGAGAAAUUGCAGCCCAAAUAAAUGCUUCACAGAGUUCAAGUAACAGACACAUCUCAACAUCAACUGUUCAGUGGAGACUGCGUGAAUCAGGCCUUCAUGGUCGAAUUGCUGCAAAGAAACCACUACUAAAGGACACCAAUAAUAAGAAGAGACUUGCUUGGGCCAAGAAACACGAUCAAUGGACAUUAGACCGGUGGAAAUCUGUCCUUUGGUCUGAUGAGUCCAAAUUUGAGAUUUUUGGUUCCAACCGCUGUGUCUUUGUGAGACGCAGAGUAGGUGAACAGAUGAUCUCCACGUGUGGUUCCCACCGUGAAGCAUGGAGGAGGAGGUGUGAUGGUGCUUUGCUGGUGACACUGUCUGUGAUUUAUUUAGAAUUCAAGACACAAUUAGCCAGCAUGGCUACCACGGCAUUCUGCAGCGAUACGCCAUCCCAUCUGGUUUGCGCUUAGUGGGACUAUCAUUUGUUUUUCAACAGGACAAUGACCCAACACACCUCCAGGCUGUGUAAGGGCUAUUUGACCAAGAAGGAGAGUGAUGGAGUGCUGCAUCUGAUGACCUGGCCUCCACAAUCACCCGACCUCAACCCAGUUGAGAUGGUUUGGGAUGAGUUGCACCGCAGAGUGAAGGAAAAGCAGCCAACGAGUGCUCAGCACAUGUGGGAACUCCUUCAAGACUGUUGGAAAAGCAUUCCAGGUGAAGCUGGUUGAGAGAAUGCCAAGAGUGUGCAAAGCUGUCAUCAAGGCAAAGGGUUUUUGUACUCCUGAGUGGCGCAGUGGUCUAAGGCACUGCAUCGCAGUGCUAGCUGUGCCUCUAGAGAUCCUGGUUCGAAUCCAGGCUCUGUCGCAGCCGGCCGCGACCAGGAGACUCAUGGGCGGCGCACAAUUGGCCCAGCGUCGUCCAGGGUAGGGGAGGGAAUGGCCGGCAGGGAUGUAGCUCAGUUGAUAGAGCAUGGCGUUUGCAAUGCCAGGGUUGUGGGUUCGAUUCCCACGGGGGGCCAGUAUAAAAAAUAUAUAUAUAUGUAUUAACUAACUGUAAGUCGCUCUGGAUAAGAGCGUCUGCUAAAUGACUAAAAUGUAAAUGUAAAAUGGGUGGCUACUUUGAAGAAUCUAAAAUCUAAAAUAUAUUUAUAUUUUUUAAACACUUCUUUUGUUACUACAUGAUUCCAUGUGUUAUUUCAUUGUUUUGAUGUCUUCACUAUUAUUCUACAAUGUAGAAAAUAGUACAAAAUAAAGAAAAACCGUUGAAUGAGUAGGUGUGUCAAAACGUUUGACUGGUACUGUAUAUAAGGUGUAAUAUUGGGAUGCAAACUCAACAAUUAAUACAUUUCAACUCUAUAUCUGACAUGGUACAGGUGUCUUCUUUUUUUAAGCCCAUAACAAUGUGUGAGGUCUAUACUUUUGUUUCAAAGUAGAUUUGUUUAAGACUACCAAGAAACACUGUGUGACCCAGAUUUAGCCCACUGCAGUAAAAGGUUAACACUUUAUUAACCAGUUCAUGAUAAAGCACACACACAUUUCUGUUUCUCCCAGGAAAAAUGGGACAGCAUGACGAGGAAGUGGAGGGAUAACUGCCUGCUGCAGUUGGUCCGGCUGUUCCUUAUUGACGAGGUCAGUGGAUACGUUUAAGUAUUUGAUGUUCUGUUCAAAAUUCCCUCAGGUAGGACUGCAACCAUAUACUGUGUUUGACCAAAUAACACUCUGAAACCGCUUGGCUAGAGUGAAACAUUCUUUCCCAGAUUGUGAUCUAUAGAGGGCUUGUUGGAAGACCAAAAUCAGUCUGAUGUAAGUCCUCCAAUCGUCCACAUGUCUGGCUGAGUUUUGCUACCACCGGAAACUUCGGGAAUAUUGCCCGUUAUUUCGUUUAUCCAAGGACCCAGAAAACGGAGGCAGUGGGAGAACCUAUUCAAGUACGUUAAGUAAAUAUAUUUCGAAAAUAUUCAAAAACUAUGUAUUAUUAGCUAGCUUGCGCCAGAAACUUAGUGUGCAGGGUAACUCAAAUGAGCUGCUAACGUAAUGUUCUCUAGUUAGAUAACUUUACUUACUGUAUAGGUAGCUAAGUGAAUUAAAUAUCACCAGCAUGCUAACUUCAUAUUAGCUAGUUAGCCAGCUAUCGUGAUGUAUUUGUCGUUGUGACUAUAAAUGUAUUUGUAGCUAGGUAGCUAGCCAACAGCCAUGGAAGAGGGUGAAAGGAUUAGCUAUCAGUUCCAGCUGUCAGAUAAGGGAGAGUAGGCUACUCUGGAUAGGGCAGGUACAUUUGUGAGCAGACAUCAUGAAAACAUUCUCAAAUUCCAGUCCCUAGCGAGAAAACGGAGGACAGAGAGAGAUAUCAACAUAAUAUUCAGUGCUGUCUAAUUGGAGUAUAAUGCAGCCUGUUUCUUUGUAAUGUUUUCUGUCCUCAGGUACAGAGAGCUGUGAAACCCUGUCUGCAGAUGAAGAGGUCCCAAUUAAUGCCCCAAGAGAAUAAGGGUACAUCCUUGUAUACCAUUGAUUAUAAGUGUACCUAUGUUAGCAAAUGUAGUUAACAAAAAUACCAUUUAAAAGUUAGACACAAUGUAUAAACCUAUUACAACUGGAGCAGGCCAACCCUGCUGGGUGUGCAGGCUUCUGUUCCAGCCCAGCACUAACACACCUGAUUCAAUGUAUCAAACCUAAUUAGUUAAUAAUCAGGUGUGCUACUGUUGGGCUGGAACAGAAGUCUGCUCCCCUAUAGAUCAGGGAUCAGUGGAGCGAGGUUGGCCACCUCUGGUAUCGACUUUUUUUUGUUCACCUGAAAUGAUGCUUUAGUAAUGAUAGCCUACUUGUUACUAAAAUGUCAUACCUUUACAUAUGAGUUAUCUUACUUGUACACUUUGAAAUUAUAUGAAAUAGUGUUAUAAAGAUCCUGAAAUAAAGAGGGGAAGGGAAUAUUUCGCUAAUUUGUCUGUGUUUGUGUUGUAUUCUCAAAUGAACAUUACCUUUUUGUUCAGUCAUUAGCUCUCCAAUUAGUUUUAUUUGGGUGAAACUAUUUUUUCAGGAUAUCAGCCAUGUGAACCCAUUUUGCAGCUGAUAAUGGCAUGCAGUGCCAAUGCAGCCAUAGGCCUACAGCAGUGCUUCCCAACUCCAGUCCUCCAGUACCCCCAACAACACAUAUUCUUGCCGGACAAACAUACCUGAUUCAACUCAUAGGGCCUGAUGAUUAGUUGACAAGUUGAAAUAGGUGUGUUUGUCCAGGGCUACAAUGUCUGUAAGCAGGAGAUGAUGGGAUCCUUCGCUUAAAACAUAAACACAACUACUACCACCAAGUUCAAUGCCAGAUACUUUUCUCCCAGAAGGUCUGAGUUGCACUAGACUACCACAACAAUUACAUUGUCUAUGCUAAAUGUGUUUAAAUUGUAAAAUAAAGAAAAUAGUUGGGCUAUAAGAAAUACUUUUUUAUUCAAUGGGGCUAGGCAAAGCAGAGAUGACAAUACGUUUCAUUUCACCCAUACAACAAUAUAGCCAUUUAUUAAAGUACAGUAUGUUUACAAUAUCAUAAACAAUAGUCUUUUACACGUUCCAAAUUAGAUUUGAUAUAUUCAUACGGUCUAAGGGGGCACUUUUGUCAUGACGACAUGAAGGUGCUCUCUACUCAAAUGGCACAACAGAAUCAUUGUGAUUGUCCAAAGCACAGCAUAUGACAACCAUCUCGUAUAACUGAGGGAUGUCUCCUAAGGAAGAAGUAGUAGAAGUAGAAACUGACGCUGCUGCAGCAUUGCUCAUCUUCACAGUGGGAAUCCAGUUGAAAUGGUUGUCUUGAUAGAGGUCAGCUGGUGAACCUACAGUAGUACAUAAACAAAGCACACCUGAUGUUAGAAUAGCACUGAUUUAGGUCACCUAUACCAUCAGGGCUCUUAAUUGUUUGUUUGUGUUUAAUUCAUUCAGGUGAUUUAGUGUCAUAUAAAGAUUACAUCUAUUGUUGGGCUGGAAGAACCAAUAGUCAACACAGCAGGUUGUCCUAUCCCAUUGAGGCUUUGUCCUAUGCUGUAAUGUCCAUACAUUUUCUCUCCUCUUAUGAAUAACGUUCUCAACAAAUUAUCAUCGGGUUAUCAUAUGAAUAUAUAAUAACCACUGGAGUUUUUUGGGACAAUAAUGUCCUCCAGGCUAUAUGGACGUCAUAUUGUACAAUUUGCGUCUCCCCUUUUCAUGGUCAGGGCUAGAAGGGGUCCACCAUUUGUCGAGUUAAUGUCAUAUUCUAGAUUACAUGGUUGCAUUCAAGACAAGGUCGUUUUUAUUGAUCUGUUGUCAGUGUCAGUAGAGUAGGCCAUCGUAUGAAAAAAAUAUUCUGAUAAUGUGUUCAGUCAUAUAAAGUGUAGUAGAAUUGCAUCAAAUGUUUAUCAAAGGCCACAUUUUUACAGUGGAAUGGAAAUAAACGUCUAUAAGCCUAUGCCAGUACACGCUUAUUAAUAGCCUAAAUUAUCACUAUCCAAUCUACUCAUCACAUUAGGAAUAGUAGCGUAACGACCCUGGGUUUAUAAGCGCGAAUAUCGACUCUGCCACGGGAGCAUGCUUUUGGGGCACAGUCGAUGGCGCGCUGGAUUUUGGCCUAGAAGGUUGAGGGUUCGAGAUCUGCUCCCUGCCUGUUUCAUUACAGUAGGCUUACGUUAGUCUGCAAAUGCGAUGCUAGGGACAUGCAAUCAUUUGUUAUAAAGGUGCCUUUUUAUGGUGAAAAAAUUGCUUCCCCAAAACUUGAAACUCACUCGACACAUGCUAAUAGCUAGACUACAAGCUAUCUAGCUAGCUACUUUUGGCUAACUUAGUGUUGUUGUUAACACCUGGUUAGCAUAACAGCUAAACUAAACUCGAAAUUGAUCAGACUUGAUUUACUAGUGAUGAAAUGAUCGUAGCAGACCCUGUACUGAGAGCUGUCUGGGUUCAGGUCUUGAAGAACAAAAAGUUUUCUUCGCUUUUCUGACAGUUCUUGACUCUUAUCUCAUUGGUGUAACCAAUGGUGUUUCAUGAUUGCGGGGAAUCUGUAAACAUAGUUUUUCCCGGUUGUCUUUCCUGCCUUGUUAGAGCAGCCAACUAAUCCACCCAAAAUUACUGUGGUGUUGAAUCAACUAGUUUUAGCACUGUUAUCAUGCAGUUAGGGCUCCUGAGUGGCGCAGCUGUCUAAGGCACUGCAUCUCAGUGCUAGAGGCGUCAAUGCAGAUCCUGGUUCGAUCUCAACCGGCCGUGAUUGGGAAUCCCAUAGGGCAGCGCACAAUUUGCCCAUCGUCGUUAGGGGAGGCCGGGUAGGCCGUCAUUGUAAAUAAGAAUUUGUUAUUGCCUAGUUAAAUAAAGGUCAAAUAAAACGUUUGGGGUAGCAACGCAGCUGUUGUUGUUGGAAGAAUGAAUGCGUUGGUCUUCCAACAUGGCCGCCAGGAGGCGUCGUACGUCAACUGCAAGCUCUCUAUUGUGUGGCCUGUGUGGUCCAGCGGUUCAAGCUACGGACCCCGGCACACAUGUACAGCCUAGGCUACCAGAGUCGGCAUGGGUUCGAGUCCGAUCCACUGCCCCUUUGACUCGCAAUCUCUCUACCUUUACUGUCUCCUCUUCACUGUCCUAUAAAAACAUUUAAGAUAAAGAUUGUGAUCUAUUGUUUUUUGAUUUGUCAUUGUACUUAGUAGUGCAUAUCUGUCUAUUUAAUAUGUUAUACAUGUGUUAUAUUGACAACUAAAUAUAAUCCAUCUUGGCUCUGUGUUUCUAGGUCCACGUGGUGAAGGACCCUAUGCGUGGAGCAACACUAGAGGUGGUGGUGAGCAGGAUGAAGGCGGUCCAUGCCUACCGUGCAGCACAGAACCCCCAGGAGGACCUCUCCAUGAGAUUUGUGGCUGUCUCUGCCACCAUCCCCAAUAUCAAGGAUGUAAGUGGCUGAGGGUCAAAGAGGGGUGAUAUCACACUUUGGCCAUAUGCAAAUGCUCUAAAGAGGCUUCCUUCACUAUAGUCAUUCUUUCCCUUUCUGUUCGUCAUUGCCAUUCUGACACAUGCAUCUCCAUGUCUUGUUAUGUUGUUAUAAUGUCUGCAGUCUUGUCUCCUUCAGAAAGAGUAAGGGAAUAGUAAAUAGGGAAGGAGGGGAGAAGGCAGCUCGAUAGUAUUGCUAUUUACGGAUUAUCAUUACGGAUUAUCAUUAAACAGAGCAUUUAUUUGAAGAAAUUACUGCUUACUGUGUUCAAUGGUUUGACAUGGCAGAUCGCAGACUGGCUGUGUGACGACGGAGACCCUGCUACUUGUCUGGAGAUGGAUGAGAGUCACAGACCGGUGAAGCUGAGGAAGGUAGUGCUGGGUUUCCCCUGCAGCAGCAACCAGAAUGAGUUCAAGUUCGACCUGUCACUCAACUACAAGAUGGCCAAUAUCAUCCAGACCUAUUCAGACCAGAAACCAACACUUGUUGUGAGGAACUCUCUUUGGGUCUCUGAAAUGUAGACUUGACCAGCACCAUAUUAAUACGUUUCAGUAAGUAUUGCCAUUGUUAAUAGUUCACACAUGGGAUUUAUUUUUAAACAGUUUUGUUCAACAAGGAAAGGAGUCCAGCAGUCAGCCACUGUUCUGGCCAAGGAUGCCAGGUUCAUCAUGAGUAUUGAGCACAAACAAAGGUUGAGCUACUUCCCUUUUCAUUCUUUACAGAUGUACAGGUAUUCAAUACAAAUGUCUUGCUGUUUAGUUUGAUCUGAUUUAAUCGAUGGAAUCCUCUGUUUGCAGGUUGAUGAAGUAUGCAAACUCUCUCCUGGACUCAAAACUCAGAGGUCGGUGGAGAAUUUAUAAUAAUUUACAGUGGGGAAAAAAAGUAUUUCGUCAGCCACCAAUUGUGCAAGUUCUCCCACUUAAAAAGAUGAGAGAGGCCUGUAAUUUUCAUCAUAGGUACACGUCAACUAUGACAGACAAAAUGAGGAAAGAAAAUCCAGAAAAUCACAUUGUAGGAUUUUUAAUGAAUGUAUUUGCAAAUUAUGGUGGAAAAUAAGUAUUUGGUCAAUAACAAACGUUUCUCAAUACUUUGUUAUAUACCCUUUGUUGGCAAUGACACAGGUCAAACGUUUUCUGUAAGUCUUCACAAGGUUUUCACACACUGUUGCUGGUAUUUUGGCCCAUUCCUCCAUGCAGAUCUCCUCUAGAGCAGUGAUGUUUUUGGGCUGUCGCUGGGCAACACGGACUUUCAACUCCCUCCAAAGAUUUUCUAUGGGGUUGAGAUCUGGAGACUGGCUAGGCCACUCCAGGACCUUGAAAUGCUUCUUACGAAGCCACUCCUUCGUUGCCCGGGCGGUGUGUUUGGGAUCAUUGUCAUGCUGAAAGACCCAGCCACGUUUCAUCUUCAAUGCCCUUGCUGAUGGAAGGAGGUUUUCACUCAAAAUCUCACGACACAUGGCCCCAUUCAUUCUUUCCUUUACACGGAUCAGUCGUCCUGGUCCCUUUGCAGAAAAACAGCCCCAAAGCAUGAUGUUUCCACCCCCAUGCUUCACAGUAGGUAUGGUGUUCUUUGGAUGCAACUCAGCAUUCUUUGUCCUCCAAACACGACGAGUUGAGUUUUUACCAAAAGGUUCUAUUUUGGUUUCAUCUGACCAUAUGAAAUUCUCCCAAUCCUCUUCUGGAUCAUCCAAAUGCACUCUAGCAAACUUCAGACGGGCCUGGACAUGUACUGGCUUAAGCAGGGGGACACGUCUGGCACUGCAGGAUUUGAGUCCCUGGCGGCGUAGUGUGUUACUGAUGGUAGGCUUUGUUACUUUGGUCCCAGCUCUCUGCAGGUCAUUCACUAGGUCCCCCCGUGUGGUUCUGGGAUUAUUGCUCACCGUUCUUGUGAUCAUUUUGACCCCACGGGGUGAGGUCUUGCGUGGAGCCCCAGAUCGAGGGAGAUUAUCAGUGGUCUUGUAUGUCUUCCAUUUCCUAAUAAUUGCUCCCACAGUUGAUUUCUUCAAACCAAGCUGCUUACCUAUUGCAGAUUCAGUCUUACCUAUGAUGAAAAUUACAGGCCUCUCUCAUCUUUUUAAGUGGGAGAACUUGCACAAUUGGUGGCUGACUAAAUACCUUUUCCCCCCACUGUAUAUUCCUUCUCUUCUGUACCAUGUAGUCAAACAUUGCUCAUUUAUUUGAAUAUAACUAUUUUUGUAUUAGAAUGUGAAAUUACUAGCCCAGUGUUUUCUCUUUUCCAGACUUGGUGUCGUUUGGGGUUGGUUUCCACCACGCCGGAGUUGACGUGUCAGACAGGAAGGGGAUCGAGGAGGCCUUCACCAUGGGAGACCUGCCUGUGCUGUGUGAGUAUCUGGGUCGUUCCACGAAUAGAGUACAUUUUGCGUCCCUUUGAUAUUUUAAGUAGAAAUUGUGCACCAAUAUUUAAUUUUAAUAGCCUGUUAUAUUAAAGUGCCCUUAAAUAUAGGCCAAAUGGAAAAUUCAAUAAAUCAGAUUUUUUAUAUAAAUAAAUCCUUGCUAAGGUGCCAAAAAUUAGCAUUUUGACAUGUCCUUUGUCAUGUUUUUCCGACUUCUAGGAUGAUUUGAACCCACUUUACCCCUAAAAUGUAUUUUUCACAAUAAUUGUAAAGCCCUAGUUAUGUUUUUGCUUUAAUAAAAUCAUUUCUGAACAUUAUUAUUAAUUCAUGUGAUUAAUGAUUCAUUUACGUCUGUCCCUCAUUUUAAGGUCAACCCUGUUACGUGAACUGAACUCUCUUUUUAAUAUGGUGAAACUAUUACUUUUAAAAUUAUUAUUUUUAAGAAAGUGCCUUCAGAAAGUAUUCACAUCCCUUGACUUUUUCCACAUUUUGUUGUCUUACAGCCUGAAUUUAAAAUUGAUUACAUUUAGAUAUUUUCACUGGCCUACACACAAUACCCCAUAAUAUCAAAGUGGAUUUAUGUUUAGAUUUUAUUUUAUUUUUACAAAUUAAUAAAAAAUGAAAAGCUGAAAUGUCUUGAGUCGAUAAGUAUUCAACCCCUUUGCUGUGGCAAACAAUUAAGUUCAGGAGUAAAAAUGUGCUUAACAAGUCACAUAAUAAGUUGCAUGGACUCACUCUGUGUUCAAUAAUAGUGUUUAACAUCAUAUUUAAAUGGCUACCCCAUCUCUGUACCCCACACACACAAUUAUCUGUAAGGUCCCUCAGUCGAGCAGUGAAUUUCAAACACAGAUUCAACCACAAAGACCAAAUCAAAUCAAAUCAAGGAAGGUUUUCCAAUGCCUCGCAAAGAAGGGCACCUCUUGGCAGAUGGGUAAAAAUGUAAAAAGCAGACAUUGAAUAUCUCUUUGAGCAUGGUGAAGUUAUUAAUCACACUUUGGAUGGUGUAUCAAUACACCCAGUCACUACAAAGAUACAGGCGUCCUUCCUAACAUGGAUUUCACCAUGAGGCCAAUGGGGACUUUAAAACAGUUACAGAGUUUAAUGGUUGUGAUAAGAGAAAACUGAGGAUGGAUCAACAAUAUUGUAGUUACUCCACAAAACGAAUCUAAUUGACAGAGUGAAAAGAAGGAAGCCUGUACAGAAUAUAAAUAUUCCAAAGCAUGCAUCCUGUUUGCAACAAGGCAGUGAAGUAAUACUGCAAAAAAUGUGGCAAAGCAAUUAACUUUUUGUCCUGAAUACAAAGUGUUAAGUUUGGGGCAAAUUCAAUACAACGCAUUACUGAGUACCACUCUCCAUAUUUUCAAGCAUAGUGGUGGCUGCAUCAUGUUAUGGUUAUGCUUGUAAUCGUUAAGGACUGGAGAGUUUUUCAGGAUAAAAAAUAAACGGAAUGAAGCUAAGCACAGGCAAAAUCCUAGAGGAAAACCUGGUUCAGUCUACUUUCCACCAGACACUGGGAGAAGAAUUCACCUUUCAGCAGGACAAUAACCUAAAACACAAGGCCAACUCUACACUGGAGUUGCUUACCAAGAAGACAGUGAAUGUUCCUGAGUGGCCGAGUUACAGUUUUGACUUAAAUCUGCUUGAAAAUCUAUGGCAAGACUUGAAAACGGUUGUCUAGCAAUGAUCAACAACCAAUUUGGCAGAGCUUGAAGAAUUUAGAAAACAAUUAUGGCCAGAUAUUGUACAAUCCAGGUGUGGAAAGCUCUUAUUAGAGACUUACCCAGAAAGACUCACAGCUGUAAUCACUGCCAAAGGUGAUUCUAACAUGUAUUGACGCAGGGGUGUGAAUACUUAUGUAAAUGAAAUAUUUCUAUAUUUAAUGUUCAAUACAUUUGCAUACAUUUCAAAAAACGUUUUCACUUUCUCAUUAUGGGGUAUUGUGUGUAGAUGGGUGAGAAAAAACAUAUAUUUAAUCUAUUUUGAAUUCAGGCUGUAACACAUGAAAAUGUGGAAUAAGUCCAGGGGUAUGAAUACACAGUAUAAAAGCAGGUGAGCUGGUUCUACUCUUUUUGUCAAUUUUCUGGUGUUUUGUGGUGGAAAACUGAGCACGUCGAGAAUAACACGUCCCAUAGAUAGAUAGGCUAGAAAUGUUUUAACAAUAAAAUCUAUUUUUUUAAAGCUUGCAUUCAAUUGCCCCUCCCUUUUGCACACAACAAGCUUCCAUUCCUCCUGUCACAAGAUUUAAGAGGAAAACGUCAACCCAGUUAGUUUAAUGGCACUUUAUUGGCACUUACUGAAGUUUUUUUUUUUUUUAUGUAACCCCUUGAGAUGGGAAAGCAUGUUUUUUAUUAAGUUGAACAUGUGCAGUUUAUGAGAGAAUGUUAAAAUUAGAUUAAAUUAAUAGAUAUUUUUUUAAUGACUACCUAAACUGUACUAUAUUCGUGGAACAACUCUUCUAUCCUCCAUUACAAGCCAACCCAGUCACAGUCAUGCCAGUAUAGAGGGUUUAAUAAAGAUAAGUGUAAAAAUAUACUGUGGAUGUGGCUAAAUAUGGAAAAGCUUUUCGAUAUAUCAGCCAAUAGAAUAUUAACACACAAAAAAUACUUAAAUGUAGUGCAUCCUUUACCGACAAUUUUGCUCCAUACUUAAGUAUCAGAAACAUUAUUGAUAUUAACAUUGUCAUGGCACAUGUUUACAUAAUAUGAAAUACCAAAGAAACAUUGUGUGAAGUUAUUGGGGAAAUGUCUCAGUUACAACUAGUACUCUGGCGAUGGGGGUGAACUUGCCAGCCCACCUGGUGGUAAUCAAGUCCACCAUGCACUACAUCGGGGGCGCCUGUGAGGAGUACAGCGAGGCCGACAUGUUGCAGAUGAUUGGCCGAGCAGGCCGGCCACAGGUACGGAGUACAGACAAACCCUCUAGUAGCUCCAAACUCCCAGCAUGCUUAGCACCUCAGUGUACAGUACAAGUGCCCAGUCUGAAAACAACCCCAUAGCCUUAUUGCACCUUUUCAGUUGGUUUGUUGAACUGUUUGCGAACCGUUCCCAAAAAACAUAACCUCUAUCUACAGUUUUGCCUUUGAUAUCUCCUCUGUAGUUUGAUACAUCAGCGACCGCAGUGAUCAUGACCAAGACUCAAACCAAAGACAAGUACAUGCAGUUCAUGAAUGGAGCAGAAAUCAUCGAGAGCAGGUAUGGGGACAUUACAUUUUCCAAGACCACCAAAACCUCAUUCGACUUCAUUUAGUGUUACAUGAAUUGAUAUGAUACUUGUGAAGAUGAUGAGGAUGAUGACGUCCUAUUGUUUGACCACUCAGCCUGCAUAGCCACCUGGUGGAGCACCUGAACGCUGAGAUUGUCCUCCACACCAUCUCAGACGUCAACAUGGCCCUGGACUGGAUCCGUUCCAGCUUCCUCUACAUCCGAGCUCUGAAGAACCCCAAACACUAUGGUCAGGGGAGGAGAGACACUGGACAGACCCCGGUCUCUGUUAGCAUUAGCCAGCAAAUGUACAGCAUGGAUACAGCAUUAAGCAUGGAUGCUAGUCUAUUACAGUACAGUUAUUAGCCUGUGCUUACAUCUCACAACAUAGUGUCAACAGUUGCUCAAAAGACAUGAGGACAUAUAUGAGGAGAAAACAACUUACUGUCCGUGCGUUUUAUUGCAGGUUUUUCCAUUGACUUGGACCGAUGUGGAAUCGAAGCCAAAUUGCAAGGUGUGGCAUUCCUGUUUUUUUUCUUUGUUAUAUGGACUUCAUAUCUGAAAACACAGAAUAUCUCCAUCAUGAUAGCAUUUGUGUGACUGAGGAAUCUCUCUCCCCAUCCUGCUCCAGAGCUCUGUCUGAAGAACUUGAAUUCCCUAGCCUCCAUUGGUCUGAUCUCCAUGGAUGAGGAUGUCAACAUCAAAGCUACAGGUUGAGAGAGGCUGACAAUUUUGGUUCAAGUGGCUACUAUAGCCUUUUACUGUUUGUUUCAUUGUUUAUCAUCAGAAGUGUAAAACAACUUACAAACCCUGUACAUGUUUAGUGUUAUUCAAUAAUACAGAUGGAUAUCUCCUUAAUCUCUCGUGGACAGACUACGUAAACAUAAAUGGUACCGUAGACCUGUCAUGAUCGAGCUGCAUUAGUUCCGGGGCUUGGAUUUUUCAUCACUGGUUAUUUGGACAAAUCACGAUUUCGCAAGUGUUAGCAUCUUUCAAAUUUCGGAAGGGGACAUUUGGCCCAUAGACUUACCCGUAACUUGCAUGUGCUUUCCAGCAUCCCAAAGCCAUUAAACUGAAGUCUGUUCUUUUCUUGACAUGUGUAAUUGUGUUCAUACCCUACAGAGGCCGGCAGGCUGAUGGCAAGGUACUGUGUUGCGUUUGACACCAUGAAGCAGUUCAGCAAGGUGGCUGGCACUGAGACCUUACCUGAGCUGGUAGGUAUACAGUAAUACAGGAACACUGUAGCAUCUCUCAUAUGCACAUACACUCUUUAUAUUGAGUUUCUGGAUUGUGUUGUUGGUUACAUAGGAAAUUCGAAUAGAUGAGUUGAGUAGAUUCUGUAUUCCACACAGAUAGAAUUGAUGGCGAAGGGCAGAGAGUUCACUGAUGUACAGCUGAGAGUGAACGAGAAGAGAACCCUGAACACAUUGAACAAGGACAAGAACAGGAUCACUAUCAGGUUAGAGUGGAAUUCAAUCAAUUAUACGUAAGAAUUCAAAUAAAAUGCCCUGAAAGUAAUGUAAAUGCUGAUAUCUGGGCUUUUGUUUAUCCAGGUAUCCCAUGGAGGGAAAGAUCAAAAACAAAGAGAUGAAGGUGAACUGGUAAGGAAGCAGAGACACCUACAGUGUACCAGCAUGAGAAAAUGGAGGAUGACAUUGGAGAAGGCCAUGUAUUCUCUUUGGGUGAAUCUCAAAAGUCUUUCCUUGAACCUUGGGUCUUUUCCUCCCUUGCGUUUUGAGGUUGAGACGAGGAAUUAGGCACAUGAGGAAUGAAGGAAAGACCUUUGAGAUUCACCCCUUCUGUCUCUCUACCGGUCUUCCCCCUCAGCUUGAUUCAGGCCCAGUUUGGCUCCAUUCCAAUCCAGGAGUUUGGACUUGCACAGGACACAGGGAGAAUCUUCAGAAAUGGAGUCCGACUCAGCAGAUGUAAGUCAUCAAUGACUUCACAUUUUAACAGUAGAAGAUGAAUAGCAGUGAGCCUCAUUUGAUAGACAACCUUCGCUCGAAAAACACUCUUCAGUAAGAUAUUGUCUAUGUGUUUUAGGCUUGGCAGAGUUCCUAAACCAACGCUCCAAGACAGGCUUCUCUGCUCUACUCAACUCCCUGAUACUGGCCAAGUGCUUCAGGGCCAAGCUGUGGGAGAACUCUCCUUACGUCUCAAAGCAGCUGGAGAAAAUAGGUAAGGAGACAUAGAAUACUGUCAAUGAAUACAGAACCUGUACGCAAAAUACUGUCAAUGCAUGUAGAACAUAAGUAGGUUAUCCUACUGUUGCUAUGUUCAGAGAGGACAGGAGGUUGGGGAGGACGGGCUCGUGGUAAUGGCCGGCGCGGAAUAAUGGAAUGGUAUCAAAUACAGCAAACACAUGGUUUCCAGGCGUUUGAUGCCAUUCCAUUCGCUCCGAUCCAGCCAUUAUUGUGAGCCGUCCUCCCCUCACCAGCCUCCACUGUCAGAGACCCUUUUUAAAGAAACGGCGUGGCUGCGGAUCCGACUUCUGCGCAUUUGUAUAUUCACUACUUUACGCAUAAAGAACAGGCUACUCAGGCGAAUGGUGCUACUUUGAAGCAACACUGUAUAUCUCAAGAAGAUCUAAAUGCAUAUCCCCAUGAAACUGAUUGAGAUCAAAUGGUUGGUAUGCAGAUGCCGGAUCCGCAGCCACGUCCUUUUAGAAAUCGAUUGACCAACUGAUUUAUUUAAAUGAAAGUAAUGAAAUUGCUGUAACCAUCGAAAUAUAAUGACUCUAUGAUGACACUGAGAUUGAAAUGAUAAAAACUGAGAUUGAAAUGAUAAAUGAGAUUCUAUUUAUAAUAUCAUUAUAUAUGGCUGUAACAACACAGUUAACUCUAUCUGAUCCAGGGUUGACUCUGUCGACGGCCAUGGUGAACGCUGGGCUCACCACCUUCAACAAGAUAGAGCAGACCAAUGCCAGGGAACUGGAGCUGGUGAGCAUAGCAUCAACUGAGACUGUAACUCCAAAAUCAUUAAACACCACUGUUGUCUCAAUAUCUCCAAAUGGUUUAUUGACAUUUCCACUGUGACAAACAUGCAGCAUCAUGGCUUUCAAUCAAAUCAGUCAGUUAAAUGUUUUGCAUAAAGCCCUUUUUACAUCAACAGUUGUCACAAUGUGAUUUCACAUACAAUAAAAGCAAAUAUUUGUUGUCCGUUUAUGUUUUCUAGAUCGUCAACAGACAUCCUCCAUUUGGAAACCAAAUCAGAGACGCUGUCAUCAAUCUACCCAAGUAUGAAGUUAGUUUGGAGCAGGUAAAAAGCUUUGCUUUGGUUGAAUUGUAGUUUGAACGGAAAUGGUCAUCAAGAUGAAUCAUUACAGCAAUAUUUGGUAGCAGGACGUAGCAGAAUAUUUUCCAUACAUUUAACAUCACUGUAUCUUUCAAUUACUGAUCAAAUAAUACAUCUCCCCAACAAGCUUUAAUUUUGUGUUUAUUUUUCACGUUUUAGCUUCCAAGAUACAACGUCGCCACCGCAGAGAUUGUCGUGACCGUGAAUGUGAAAAACCACGAUCAGCUGCUGUCAAAGAGAACCACUCAUGACCACCACUAUGUCACAAUGAUCAUCGGGGACUGUGACAACAACGUGGUCUUCCUGCAAAAACUCACGUAAGAUUAGAGUGGCGCAGUGGUCUAAGGCACUGCAUCACAGUGCUAGCUGUGCCACUAGAGAUCCUGGUUCGAAUCCAGGCUCUGUUGUAGCCGGCCGCGACCGGGAGACCCAUGGGGCGGCGCACAAUUGGCCCAGCGUCGUCCAGGGUAGGGGAGGGAAUGGCCGGCAGGGAUGUAGCUCAGUUGGUAGAGCAUGGUGUUUGCAAAGCCAGGGUUGUGGGUUCAAUUCCCACGGGGGGGCCAGUAUGAAAAAAAUAAAAUAAUGUAUGCACUAACUGUAAGUCGCUCUGGAUAAGAGCGUCUGCUAAAUGACUAAAAUGUAAAUGUAAUUAGGACCGACAUUUCCAGAAAUGUCGUCACACACAGACACAACCUGAUACACACAUGGAGACACACUUUACAUACAGCUUGUAGGUAGAGGCAGAACAUAUUCAAAGUGUAUUAUAAGACAUUUUACCUGCUUAUAACAAGUUAUAAAGCAUUUUACCUGCAGGCUUUUUUGUAAAGUGUUACCGUCAUACACUCAUACAAAGAAAACAGUGAAGGAAAGAGAGCAAAAGAGAGGGAGAACAAGAAAGGGAAAGAAAUAUGUCAGGGAGAGCGACUGUAUUGUGUGUUUAUCCAGAGACUUGAUGCUGUUGAAGUCAGGAAGCUGGUCAAAGAAGAUCGAAGUGGCGAAAGCCUUCAAAGGAGAGGAGAUCAGCGUGAAUCUAAUCAGCUCAGAAUACGGUCAGGCAGCUAUCAGGAUUUCAUUGUUCAAAAUACAUUUGUACGAACUACAUAAAACUUCUAAAAGGCAGUUGUUUCAGUGAUAAUUGUGAAAAGUAAGAAUAUGCACCUCAUUCUAUUAACUAUAUUGAGAUCUUCCUCUCUGCAGUGGGGUUGGACAUUCAGCAGAAGUUUAGUGCCUUCUACUCUGGACCAAAGAGGUACGGAGGUGAAUCACUCACACCUGAGCAACAUAACACAAUGCAAAUAGCACAGGCUAAUGCUCAGAGAUCACAGGGUGCAACACAGAGAAUACAGCCAACAGGUCAGCAAACACAGGCUACGGCACAGAAGAGAAACUCCACAUCCACAGAAAAGGGUAGGCUGAUUUUACACCAAACAUUAGAAUGCUUUGAGCUAUUACUAAGUUGUACUUGCAGACUCACAGGACUGUUUUUGUUGUUGUUUUUUAACUACAUUUGCUAUAUCUUUUUUUUUCUUCUGAAAUUCAGGUUCCUCACAACCAGAUCUAGGCAAAAGACAAUGUAACCACUUCUGCAAAAACAAGGAUCAGUGUGGCCACGACUGCUGUGAGUCAAGUUUUAAGUCCUCAAAAACUCAUUUCCAUUGCUCAAUUGACACUUAGAAUAAUUCAAAUGUUUGAUUAAAGUAUUCAUACCUUGACUUAUUUCACAUUUUGUUGUGUUACAGCCUGAAUUCAAAAUGGAUUACAUCGUUUUUUUCUCACCCAUCUACACACAAUACCCCAUAAUGACAAAGUGAAAACAUGUUUUUUGAGAUUUUUGCAAAUGUAUUGAAAAUGAAAUAAAUAAAUAUCUAAUUUACAUAAGUAUUCACACCCCUUAGUCAAUACAUGUUAGAAUCACCUUCGGCAGCGAUUACAGCUGUGUGUCUUUCUGGGUAAGUCUCUAAGAGCUUUUCACACCUGGAUUGUACAAUAUUUGCCCAUUUAUUAUUUUCAAAAUUCUUCAAGCUCUGUGAAAUUGGUUGUUGAUCAUUGCUAGAGAACCAUUUUCAUGUCUUGCCAUAGAUUUUCAACUUGCCCACUCAGGAACAUUCACUGUCUUCUUGGUAAGCAACUCCAGUGUAUAUUUGGCCUUGUGUUUUAGGUUAUUGUCCUGCUGAAAGGUAAAUUAAUCUCCCAGUGUCUGAUGGAAGGCAGGCUGAACCAGGUUUUCCUCUAGGAUUUUGCCUGUGCUUAGUUAGCUCCAUUCCGUUUAUUUUUUAUCCUGAAAAACUCCCCAUCCUUAACGAUUACAAGCAUACCCAUAACAUGAUGCAGCAACCACUAUGCUUGAAAAUAUGGAGAGAGGUACUCAGUAAUGUGUUGUAUUGGAUUUGCCCCAAACCUAACACUUUAGUUAAUUGCUUUGCCACAUUUUUUGCAGUAUUACUUUAGUGCUUUGUUGCAAACAUGAUGCAUGUUUUGGAAUAUGUGUAUUCUGUACAGGCUUCCUUCUUUUCCCUCUGUCAAUUAGGUUAGUAUUAUGGAGUAACUACAAUGUUGUUGAUCCAUCCUCAGUUUUCUCCUCUCACAGCCAUUAAUUAAACUCUGUAACUGUUUUAAAGUCACCAUUGGCCUCAUGGUGAAAUACCUGAGUGGUUUCCUUCCUCUCCGGCAACUGAGUUAGGAAGGACACCUGUAUCUUUGUAGUGACUGGGUGUAUUGUUACACCAUCCAAAGUGUAAUUAAUAACUUCACCAUGCUCAAAGGGAUAUUCUUUGUCUGCUUUUUUUAUUAUUACCCAUCUACCAAUAGGUGCCCUUCUUUGCGAGGCAUCGGAAAACCUUCCUGGUCUUAGUGGUUGAAUCUGUGUUUGAAAUCCACUGCUCGACUGAGGGACCUUACAGAUAAUUGUAUGUGUGUGGUACAGAGAUGAGGUAGUCAUUAAAAAAUAAUGUUAAACACUUAUUGCACACAGAGUGAGUCUAAAGAACUUAUUAUGUGACUAGUUAAGCACAUUUUUACUCCUGAACUUAUUUAGGCUUGCCGUAACAAAGGGGUUUAAUACUUAUUGACUUUCAACAUUUCUAAAAACAUAGUCAUUCCACUUUGAUAUUACGGGGUAUUGUGUGUAGGCCAGUGACAAAAAAUUUAAAAUGUAUAAAACAUUUAUUCAGGUUGUAACACAACAAAAUGUAGAAAAGGUCAAGGGGUGUAAAUACUUCCUGAAGGCACUGUAUUUUCAUAUCCUCCUAUAUAUGAUUCCCAGGUCAAAAUGGAGUGACGGUGGUUCUGAAGAGGCCGAUGAAUCAGCAUUCGAGUUUCUCCUCCUAUCUCCAAGACCUGAAGACCAGGAGUGACACACUGACGGAUACACCAGUCAAACGCCUCAAGGUGAGAGAACAAUUUAACAGAAUCACGCAAGACUCAUUCAUACUUUUGACAUAAAUCAUGCAUUGAAAUCAAAGGCGAGUGACACGUUUCAGCAUUCUUUUUUGAUUUAGAAUCAACUAACUGAAAAAUGAACUUUUCAGCUGUAGGUUUUACCUGAAUUUGUGUUUGGUCUGCCUGUUGCUGGUUCCUUUAGAUGAGAAAGAGUGGUGGGACUGGGGCUGCGAACAUUCAGCAGUUCUCUUAUACGCCUCAGCCCAUCUUACCACCCGCUUGCAGGUACGUACACUCCUUUCUCAUAUCCAAAACAUACAGUUCAUCAGGUUGGAGUUAAUUGAUUACUAAUGCAAACUGUAUCUGACACAGUCGUCAUCUUCUCGUAACUUUUUUUGAAGGUAUGUAGGUAAUCGUUAUGGCGCUUCAGCAAUACAACAGAGUGUGGAAUCAGCUGAGGACUUUGCAACGCCCCAAGAGAUGGCAUAUCUUGAGAACUAUGGCCAUGGUAUGUUUAGUAUCGGAAUGCUUCUAGAGCAGAGAUGGGCAACUUUGAUGGGGUGGGGGCCACAAAAAAUCUGAACUCAUCAUGAGGGGCAGCAGUGGCUCUUGGGUCUGUGUACCCAUCACAUCCAUACCCACACAUGCAGUCAGAGCCGGCCCUAGACUUUUGGGGUCCCAAGCAAAAUCUUGUUGUGGGGUCCCUCCACACCUUGCGAGCAAAACAUUUUAGUGGCCCCCUUCUUGACAUUGGAGAUGAGAAAUUUAAGUUAUAGAGUUAAUUUCCUGCUAUUCUACGCAUUUUUCCAUGGGGUGGAGAGAAAUGUUUGGAAUUUUAAAAAACUGCUCUGGUGGACAUUCCUGCAGUCAGCAUGCCAAUUGCACGCUCCCUCAAAACUUGAGACAUCUGUUGCAUUGUGUUGUGUGACAAAACUGCACAUUUUAGAGUGGCCUUUUUUCUGUCCCCAGCGCAAGUUGUACCUUUGUAAUGAUCAUGCUGUUUAAUCAGCUUCUUGAUAUGCCACAUCUGUCAGGUGGAUGGAUUAUCUUGGCAAAGGAGAAAUGCUCACUAACAGGGACGUAAACACAUUUGUGCGUAUAUGGAACAUUUCUGGGAUCUUUUAAUUCAGCUCAUGAAACAUUUUUGCUUUCAGUGACAUUACAAAAGAAAAGCUGCUGAUGCACAACCACAUUUCGAAAAUUGCACCUUGUGUAUUCUAGUAUUCUAACUCUCAACAUAUUUCUUCUUGUUCUUAUAAUUAUAAUUAUUCAUUUUUGGAGGGAAAUUGAUUGACAAAAGAGGGGCCAUGCGGCCUGCGGGCCACCAGUUGCCCAUCCCUGUUAGAGGCUCGUAACUCCAUUCACCUUCUAUACAGCAGUGUGGAAAAGUAAUGGUAGUUAAUGGACACUUAAGAGGAGUAACUGAUUUCUCUCUACAGAGUAUAAUGACUACCUGGAAGACAUAUAUCAGACAAUGGGAGAAGUGGAACCACCACCUAUUCAAACCCCUACAGAGUCACAAAGUAGGACUUCUCAGUUACCAAAACUAUGUCAUAGUGUUUUUUUUGUUUUUACUAUCAUAUCUCACGAUUCCAAGUCAUUUACACAGAUUAUUUUUGAGUAGACUACUUACUUCAAACACUGCAAACAGACAUUAAUAUUAUAUCAACAUCUCAUCUCUCAACAUUAAUCAACAUCUAUGUUUUCAGGUCCUUCAAUGUGGAGGAAACCCAGUGCCUACAAUGGAGGGUCGUUCAGCCACAGCACCCCCCAAAGCCAGGGCAGGGGUUACCCCCAAAGUCAUGUUCCCUCUCAAAACCAGUGUCGGGGUUACCCUCAGAGUCACAGCAUCCCCCAAAGCCAGAGCAGGAGUUACUCUCCGAGUCCCAUUGUAGACUUGACCGAUGACAGCAGCUUCAUUUCAUCGUCACACACCCCCAGCGUGACCUUUGACCUGGGAGACGAGACCUUUGACCUGGGAGACGAAUGGGACGACUGGGAUGAUUUUGACGACGACAACUUGGUGCACGCCAGCGAGACAUCAUGCACCACUGUAGCUAAAACUCAGUGGGUGGACCGUGACAGGCUGAAAGGUAUUCUACUACAGAACUUCCAGGGUUGGUGUCAAUUCCAUUUAAAUUCAGUCAAUUCAGGAAGUAAACUGUCAUUCUAAUUCUUCCUCAUUGAAAAUAAUUAAGUUCACUUUACUUCCAAACUGACUGAAUUGAAAUGGAAUUGACCCCAACCCUCUGUUCAUCAAUUACAGUUUGAUUGGUAAUGCUGAUCUGAUCUCCAAUUAAUUAUGAAGUGAUAGACACAUUUGUGUUUUCAGAUCACUCAACACCACUACCAUCCACUUAUGUACAACCCAAACCCCGCUUCACUGUGUCCAGUGCCCCACUCAGGUGAGUUCAGCUUGUACCAAACUUCACCAUGUCACAAGAUGUCAAACCACUAUCAUUACACUGAAUUAAAUAUCUAUUAUCUUUGCCAACAGGCAAAAUUUGGCAUGGGACGUCAUAGUGAUGUUAUUUCCCGGUUGUAUGCCAACUAGUUUCUGGUUGUAGAGAUGUCAGCAAGUAGAAACUUGGUACUGUUGUACAGAUGUAGGAUCUUAAUUUGAGCCAGUUUGCUACAGCAGGAAAAAUAAUCCUGCAGCAACAGGAAAAGUGAAAUAUUAUGUGGAUUAUAAAUUGAUACAUUUUUCGUAAGGGGAAAUGAAGUCUGAAACUUCAAAGUGGAAAUUACAAACUUCAGAAGCCUUUUUAAUUCUGAAAUACACUACAAGUUUUACAUUUCCUAAAUUGCAGGAAAGUUCUCCUGCAAUUGGGCGAUCAAAUUAAGAUCCUACAUCUGUAAAUACUUGAUGUAAGUCGCUCUGGAUAAGCACGUCUACUAAAUGACUAAAAUGUAAAUGUAAUAAAUGUGUCCCAAACCAAUUGAUUAUCAAUGUAAAAUUAAAUGUUUGAUUUGUGUGUCUCAGUUCAACCUCCCCAGUUGUUCCUCAGAUAGCAGCUACUAGUCUCCCAGUCAGACUACACAACCUCCAGGCUUCUGCUCUCUGGAGCCACUCUAACAACAAGGCCACAGUGAGUUACUAACUACCCAUAGCAACUCAGUUGACUUUAUCUCAAUGCUGAAUCUGACGUCAAAAUUAAACUGACGACAGACAAAGCCAAGGCUUCUGUUAUGAUAUAGAAUAAAAAAUAUGUUUAAAAAAAAACACAAAUCACAUGAUUUUAAAUGUUUUAGCCCAUUUGUUUCCAAACACAUUUGAAAAGUAAUAUUUUUCCCUCUGCAGAGGGCAUUCAGUGAACCCUCUGUGAAAGCACCCUCCUUCCCAAAACAGACUGACACAAGCAUGGCUCUGCUGGGAGGACAGUUUGAGUUCUUCUCAAAGACGACUACCCCAAACAAUGACAAUGUGACUGGCAAAAGGUAAGGAGGAACUAUAGAGAAAUAAUACUUAAUUUCCUUUACUUUUUAUCCAUACAACUUGUAAUCAGAUUAUGCAUUAACUUGAUAUCAUUGAUAGAUAGCAUGAUUCCUCAUCAUUGCAGGCUCCAGGGAGAGGACAACAGCAAGGAAGUGGAGGCAUUCAUGGGUAUAUUUGCUGGACUAUUUUAG
Molecule: messenger RNA, 30829 nt
Organism: Coregonus sp. 'balchen'
Lineage: Eukaryota; Metazoa; Chordata; Actinopteri; Salmoniformes; Salmonidae
Source: the annotation of a GenBank genome assembly